Molecule: messenger RNA, 1818 nt
Organism: Otolemur garnettii (small-eared galago)
Lineage: Eukaryota; Metazoa; Chordata; Mammalia; Primates; Galagidae
Gene: ZNF583
Product: zinc finger protein 583
Exons: 5
Coding region: 112-1818 (568 amino acids)
Biological process (GO): negative regulation of transcription by RNA polymerase II
Molecular function (GO): DNA-binding transcription repressor activity, RNA polymerase II-specific
Source: RefSeq, a predicted model, not a curated record
CGGCGCUGAGUGUGUGAUUAGGACCGCUCUACUUUCUCAGGAUACUACUCUUAUCUCAGAAAGGAGCCUGAAGGAGGAGGAUAGAAAUCAUAAAUUCUUAAAGAGAAAGCCAUGUCCCAGAAUUUGGUGACAUUUGGGGAUGUGGCUGUAAAUUUCUCUCAAGAGGAAUGGGAAUGGCUCAACCCUGCUCAGAGAAAUUUGUACAGGAAGGUGAUGUUGGAGAACUAUAAGAGCCUAGUAUCACUGGGAGUUUCUGUUUCUAAGCCAGAUGUUAUCUCAUUAUUGGAGCAAGGAAAAGAGCCCUGGAUGGUGAAGAAGGAGGGAGCAAGAGGCAUAAGCCCUGGCUUGAAGUAUGUGUUUAAAAAUGAAUUUUCAUCAAAGCAAGAUAUUUAUGAAGAAUCAUCCAAAGCAAUGACAUUGGGAAGAAGCCAUCUUACUUAUAGCUUUGACUGCCUCAAUAUGAGAGAAGACUGUGAAAAUGAGGACUGGUUUAUGAAUCAGGUGGGAAGUCAAGAAGUUCAUUCUAGUCCUUUAAUCAUCACCCAUAAAGAUAUUAUCCCAGAAGAUCAAAGUAAUAAAUACAAUAAAUCUUGGCAAACAUUUCAUCAAGAUGCAAUAUGUAAUAUACAAGAGAGUUUUCCCACCAAAGAAAAAGUACAUAAGCAUGAUCCACAAAAGAGAAGUUACCGAAAAAAAUCAGUUGAAUCGAAACAUAAGAAAGUCUAUGUGGAAAAAAAACUUUUGAAAUGUAAUGAAUGUGAGAAAGUCUUCAAUCAGAGCUCUUCCCUUACUCUUCAUCAAAGAAUUCAUACUGGAGAGAAACCUUAUGCAUGUAUUGAAUGUGGGAAAACCUUCAGCCAGAGUGCAAACCUAGCUCAACAUAAGAGAAUACACACUGGGGAGAAACCCUAUGAAUGUAAAGAAUGUAGGAAAGCCUUCAGCCAGAAUGCACAUCUUGCUCAACAUCAGAGAGUUCAUACUGGAGAGAAACCUUACCAGUGUAAAGAAUGUAAAAAAGCCUUCAGCCAGAUUGCACACUUAACUCAACACCAGAGAGUUCAUACUGGAGAGAGACCUUUUGAAUGUAUUGAAUGUGGGAAAGCUUUUAGUAAUGGUUCAUUUCUUGCUCAACAUCAGAGAAUUCACACAGGAGAGAAACCUUAUGUGUGUAAUGUAUGUGAGAAAGCCUUUAGCCAUCGUGGAUAUCUAAUUGUACAUCAGAGAAUUCAUACUGGAGAGAGACCCUAUGAAUGUAAGGAAUGUAGGAAAGCUUUCAGCCAGUAUGCACAUCUUGCUCAACAUCAGAGGGUUCAUACUGGAGAAAAACCUUAUGAAUGUAAAGUAUGUAGGAAAGCCUUCAGCCAGAUUGCAUACCUUGAUCAGCAUCAAAGGGUUCAUACUGGAGAAAAACCUUAUGAAUGUAUUGAAUGUGGAAAGGCUUUUAGCAAUAGUUCUUCACUUGCACAACAUCAGAGAAGUCAUACCGGAGAAAAACCCUAUAUGUGUAAGGAAUGUAGGAAAACAUUUAGCCAGAAUGCAGGCCUUGCUCAACACCAGAGAAUUCAUACUGGAGAGAAACCUUAUGAAUGUAAUAUUUGUGGGAAAGCCUUUAGCUAUAGUGGAUCUCUUACUCUACAUCAAAGAAUUCAUACUGGAGAGAGACCAUAUGAAUGUAAAGAUUGCAGGAAAUCAUUCAGGCAGCGAGCACACCUUGCUCAUCAUGAGAGAAUUCAUACUAUGGAGUCAUUCUUGACUCUUACCUCUCCCUCACCCACCACAUCCAAUCAGUUGCCAAGAACUGUAGGUUUUAUCUCCUAA